UUUCGGGCAGUACACUCUGACUGACCUAAUAUGGAAAGACAGCAUUCGUGUAGUAGUAAUUAUAGAAUUACAAAAUAAUAUUUUCUACCACAUGUCCAGCAAUGCGAAAAUCAUCUAUCUUUUCUUCCUUUUUAAGCUGGUAAUAAAUACACCAGUUUAGUACUUAGUGGUGCAGAGAGAGAGAUCGUGUGUUGUGGACCCGUCAUUUCCGGCAGGGCGGACGUUGGGCACACAGUGCGACUUUCAUCAACAGACUUGCUACAGACCGUUCAUCUUUCUGCCGUUGUACAGUUAUGGCGGUCGAAGGCAUGCAGUUAUGGCAUUUCCUGGUUGGCUGUGCUGUCCUCGCUGCCCUUAUUCCAGAGUUUGCGAGCAAACAGCAGACAGAGCGUGACAAGUACCGUUCCAUCCGGAGAAACGAUAAGGAAUCUAUUAUUGAUGACGCUCUUGAAGAGGCCAAAGAUGUCUUAGGUGACACACCCACUGUAUACCAGUACUCUUAUUUUGACCGUUUGAAACACGCUACUUCAACCAAGUCACCUUUUCACUGGAGCCACAGUAACGAAAGAACACGACAUGGCCAUGGUAAGAGAGUAACUGUGAGUGGAACAUUUAGAAGAACACAUACUAGUGGUUCAGGAAAUGUUGACCAAUUGCUUCCAGAUGCGAUUUCCAAAGGACUUACAGAUGGACAAAAUUCUGGUGAGACCCAGGUUAAUAGGAAUGUUUUUCACAACAGAGACACGUCAAGUGAACAAGAUUUCACAGAAAAUUCUAGAAAGAGUUACACUCACAGAAACUCUGGAAAAUACAGAUCUAGAAAAGAAGAAAAAACGUCUUCUUUCGUUUAUCACAGAAGUGGUUCUUCUUUCGGAACUUCGCGCAAUAAUACAGACUAUGAAAGGUCCAAUGGAAGCUCAAGGGUUUCUCGAAUUUACUACAAUAGGCACUCUUUUGGAGGUAGAAUUACGGGAUUGGAUAACAGUUCUGGAGUCUUCAGCCACUCAACUCAUUCUUCAACCAGACCAUCAAGAUUUACAAACACUUCAUUUGUGUCAAGAAGUUCUGAUUUUCACAGACAUGAUGAGCGAGGAAGAGAUGAAUCUGAUGAAAACCUUCACCCGUUUGUCUAUUCUCAAGGUACAUUAUCUCCACAUGCAUGUGAUGAGUCAAGUUGCUACCCAGCCACAGGGAACCUGCUGAUUGGGAGGGCAGACCGACUAAAGGCUUCAUCGACCUGUGGCUUGGACCAUGAAGAACGUUAUUGUAUAGUUAGUCAUCUUAAAGAGAAAAAGAAAUGCUUUUACUGUGAUAGUCGGCUUGAACGUCAAAACAAUCCUCGUUUAUAUCAUGGAAUAGAGAAUGUUGUUUCUAGAAUAGGGAAAGAAUGGACAGGAUGGUGGCAAGCUGAAAAUGGAGUACAGAAUGUUACAAUUCAGCUCGAUCUGGAGGCAGAAUUUCACUUUACCCAUAUUAUCAUGACUUUUAAGACAUUUCGACCAGCUGCAAUGCUUAUCGAGAAGUCACAUGACUUUGGUCGAACAUGGAAUGUGUACCAGUAUUUUGCCUACAAUUGUCACGAAGCGUUCCCAGGUGUUCCAACACAGCUAAGAUGGAGGAUUACUGAUGUUAUAUGUGAUUCAUAUUAUUCUCGUGUAGAGCCCUCUUCAGGAGGAGAGGUAAUUUUCAGAGUUCUUCCUCCUCAUAUCCAUGUUGAUGACCCUUACAGUCCUGCAGUUCAGAACUUGUUGAAGAUGACCAAUCUGCGAAUUAAUUUCACACAACUUCACACCCUUGGAGACAAUCUUCUUGACUCUCGAGAAGAGAACAAAGAGAAAUACUACUAUGCUAUUUACAAUAUGGUUGUCAGGGGGAGCUGUUCAUGCUAUGGUCAUGCUAGUCGUUGCAUAUCAGAAGAUGAACGGAUAUCAAGGCCUGACAUGGUCUAUGGUCAGUGUGAAUGUACUCAUAACACAAAGGGACGAAACUGUGAACAGUGUGAGGACUUCUAUAAUGACUUACCUUGGAGACCUGCUGUUGGUGUAGAGACCAAUGCCUGUAAAAAAUGCAAAUGCAAUAACCAUGCCACUAGAUGUCACUUUGAUCCAGCUGUGUGGGAAGUAACUGGCAGAGUGAGUGGUGGGGUGUGUGAUGACUGUGAACACAAUACCAUGGGAAGAAACUGUGAACAAUGCAAGCCUUUCUUCUACCAAGACCCGAACCUAGACAUCAGGAGCCCUAACAUUUGUCAGUCUUGUGAUUGUGAUCCUCGUGGUUCCCUAGAUGAAGGUAUUUGUGACUCUCAUACUGAUCCUGCCGUGGGAUUAAAAGCAGGAUCAUGUCACUGUAAGCGAAAUGUAGGUGGUGUUCGAUGCGAUCAGUGUAAAAAUGGCUACUGGAAUUUUAUCUCUGACAAUCCAGAUGGGUGUGAACCAUGCACUUGUAACACCUUUGGUACAAUUGGCAAUCAUGGCUGUAAUGUUUUUACUGGAGAGUGUACUUGCAAGAGAAAUGUGGUAGGAAGAGACUGCAACCAGUGUUUACCACAGCAUUGGGGGUUGAGUUCUAUUGAAGAUGGAUGUAAACCAUGUGACUGUGAUCUCGGAGGCUCUUAUGAUAAUAACUGUGAUGUUGUGACAGGCCAUUGUCACUGUAGACCUCACUUAGAUGGGCGUAGAUGUGAUCAACCCAAAUCUGGAUAUUUUGUUGGUAACCUGGAUUACAUGACUUAUGAAGCGGAGCUUGCUAAAGGUUGUUCACACUGCCAAGUUGUGGUUCAUGGACGAACUGGUGACAGAGAAACCACAUGGACUGGAUUAGGAUUUAUGAGAGUUUAUGAAGGAUCAGAGCUGGUGUUUGAUAUUACAGAUGUUCCCGAAUCUUUGGAAUAUGACAUUGUCAUCAGAUAUGAACCACAGCUACCUGGUAAAUGGGAAGAAGCCAAAGUUUUGAUCAAAAGGCCUGGAACAGUGGACUCUACAGGUCCUUGUGCCAAUACCAUUCCUCAGGAUGACAUAAAAACUGUGACAUUAUUAUCCGGAGACAGAUUUGUUGUUCUGCAUCCAACUACGUGCCUUGAGAAAGGACUGAAUUAUAAAGUGCACAUUGAAUUUAAACACUACAAGAAGGAGACUGACAAUCCUACAGCCACUGUCUUAGUAGAUUCUAUUGCACUUAUUCCUCGCAUUGGCAAUAUCCCAUUCUUUAAAGGUUCUCAGGCAGGUGAAUACCGCCAUCAAGAGUUUGAACGCUUCCGUUGUAGGGAGGCAUUUUUUACAGUGGUUCGACCUGCUUCAACAGAUAUUUGUAAAAAAUAUUUGUUUAGCAUUAGCUCCUAUGUAUUUGGUGGAGGAAGAGAAUGUUCUUGUGACCCAAGUGGAUCACUUAGUAACACAUGUGAACAAGUAGGAGGUCAAUGUAAGUGCAAGAAACAUGUUGUAGGUCAAAGAUGUGACCGCUGUGCCCCAGGAACCUUUGGAUUUGGACCCGCUGGAUGCAGGGCUUGUGAUUGCCACAAUAUUGGUUCCUUGGAUAAUCUCUGUGACACUGAAACUGGCCAGUGCAAGUGCCAGCCAAAUACUUAUGGACAAAAAUGUGAUGAAUGUCAGCCUGGCUAUUGGAACUACCCAAACUGCCAACGGUGUGACUGUAAUGGCCAUGCUGACACCUGUGAUCCAAGAACAGGCUUUUGUAUUGAUUGUCGAGAUUUUACAGCAGGUCCAAAGUGUGACAAGUGUGAAACUGGUUUCUAUGGUGAUCCAAGAAUUGGAAUAGAAAUGUCUUGCAAACCAUGCCCUUGUUUUGGAAAACCAGGCAGUAGAGUAAGCCAUGCCCAGGGGUGCCACCUUGAUCCUAGAACCCAGAAUGUUGUUUGUGAUUGCAGUCUUGGAUAUGCAGGGAAAAGAUGUGAUCGAUGUGCCAAUAAUUAUUUUGGAAAUCCAAAUGCUCCUGGUGGUGAAUGCCGUAAGUGUGAAUGUAACAACAACAUUGAUGAGACCUUGUCUGGAAACUGUGAUGCCAUGACAGGAAAAUGCCAACACUGUCAGUUUAACACAGAAGGAUUUCACUGUGAGCACUGUAAGCCUGGGUUUUAUGGCAUAGCUACAAGACAACAGUGUAUUGAAUGUAUUUGUAACAGACUGGGUACAAAUCUUGCUGCUGGAACUUGUGAUAAAAUUACAGGCCAGUGCCAUUGUCUUCCAAACGUAGUCGGUCAGUCAUGUGAUGAGUGUGCACCCAAUCACUGGAAUUUGGCAAGUGGUCAUGGAUGUAAAGAAUGCAACUGUGAUCCUCUGGGGUCCUAUGAUUCACAAUGCAAUGAGUUUGAUGGCCAGUGUCACUGUAGAGCUGGUCGUGGAGGAAGGAGAUGUAACGAGUGUGAAUCCAACCACUGGGGAGACCCAUCCAUCCAGUGUUAUCGAUGUGAAUGUAACACAAAAGGAUCUGCUACCCUUCAGUGUCAUAGGAACAAUGGUACCUGCAUCUGCUUGGAUGGUAUAGCUGGAGAUAGGUGUGACCACUGUGGUCGAGGACACACAGGAAGGAUGCCUUACUGCAGUCCUUGCGGGGAAUGUUUUGAGAAUUGGAAUCUAAUUGUGCAGGAGUUAAAAGAUGAAACUAUGAGAUUGCUGGCCCAGGCUAAAGACAUUCAAGGCACUGGAACAACGGGCGCAUACGGAGGCAAAUUUGCUGAGAUAGAGAAAGAAUUAGAGGAAGUCAGAGACAUUUUAGGUAGUGCCAACAUCACAGGAACAGACAUUGAUGAACUCCAAGAGCUAGCUGAUAGAUUGAGAAAAACCUUGACUGAAAGAAAAGCUGAACUACAUGACAUAGAAGUCCACAUAGGCAAUACAAUGGAUAGAAUCUUUGAUGCUAACCUAGCUUUAACAGACCUACGACAUAGAGCUGAAGAUCUCACAAAAGAUGCACAGAAUCUCAAAAAUAAUGCAACUGCUCUCCAAGAAGCUAAUGUUGAAGGUGCUUUCAACAUAACUAAAGAUGCCCAGCAAAGAUCACGAGCUGCAGAGGGACAGGUUAGGGACACCACAUCUAUUCUUUAUGAUUCUGAGCGCCAGCGUCGCCACACAGAAAAUCUGAUAGAACAGGCCCAAAGUCAUUACAACAAAAGUUAUGAAGAAAAUGAAGCAGCAAUGAAUGACAUAGGAGACCAAUUAAAAAGACUUGAAGAUGGUAUCACUGAUAUCAACAGUAUGGUGUGCGAUGGAUCUGGGACUGUGUACAAAUGUGACUCAUUGUGUGGGGGAGCUGGGUGUGACAAGUGUGGUGGGAUCAGCUGUGGUGAGGGAGCUGUCACAAAAGCUCAUAAUGCCCUUGAUUUAGCUAAAGAAGCUGAAAAGAUUCUGAACCAAAAGGAAGAUGCUUCAAAGGACCUAUUUGAGAAAGUGAAAGAUGCUAAACAGAAUGCUGACCAAGCUCUAGAAGAAGCCAAGUUAGCUUUUGCUCGAGCUCAAGCUGCCAAAAAUAUGUCUCAAAAUGCCACUGGAGAUAUUGAAGAACUUUUGAACAGAAUUGACAAUUUUCUUGAUGCUCAAGGAGCUAGAUCAGCUGAAAUACGUGUCCUAGCAGAAGAGUGUCUGGGCCUGAAGAUUUCUCUCCAACCAGAUCAGAUCACAAAGUUAGCCCAGCAAAUUAAUGACACCAUCAAGAGUCUAACAGACAUUGAUGCCAUCCUGAGUGCUACAGAAGGUGGUCUACAUCUUGCUAAAGGCCUUAAGGAAAGAGCUGACCAAGCAAAGAUCAAUGCAGAUAGCAUUUUGGGUAAUGCUCAAUUAGUACAGCAGCUGUUAGAUGAAGCUAAAGAAGCCCAAGACAGAGCUAAAGCAGCCAUUGACAUUGCAAAAGGAGACAUUGGAGCUGCUGAAGUGGAUUUUGCUCAGAUUGAGAGUGGAACUGCUGCUGCUCAAAAGAUCACUAACAAGACUGUGGAUGAUGUGGAAGCUUUGAAAGAAAAGUUAGGUGACCUGAAGAAAAAGUUUGUACAGAAUGAAAUUGAUGCACAGACAGCUACUCGAGAAACAGCAGUUGCUGACAGACUGGCCAAAGAAGCAGAAGAGAAUGCUGGAGAACUGGAGGACAAGUACAAUAAAGCCGCUAAGAAUUUAAAUGAGAAAGCUAAAAAGAGUGGUGCUGCAAAAGAACGAGCAAAAAAGCUGAAGGAAAGAGCAAAAAAGUUGGCAGAAGAAGCAAACAGCAAGUUAAAAGAACUUCAAGCAAUGGACGAUGAGUUUCAGAAGAAUGAAUAUAAGUUGACAGACUUUUCCAAGAUCUUGGAUGAGUUAAAUGAACAGAUGAUGAACCACCUGACAAAAAUUGAUGAGAGAUCUGCAUUUUAUCGUGAUUGUCAGUUGUAAAGUAUUUGCAUUUCACUACAAGAAUGCCUAAAAAUCUGAAUAAUAAAGUUAAUAUUUCUGGGGAGUUUUUACUAUCUAUGCAGUGAUGUAUGCAUACUAUAUCAGUGAUAGUAUUUGUCUUAUUUGACAUUUUUAACAUUUAGUAAACUCGUUUUCAAAUAUUUAAUAUUUCUGAGACUAAAACACAAUAAUAUGAUUUAUUAAAGUAUCACAUAGCAUGCUUUAUAUGAUAAACGUCUUUUCUAGAAAUCAAGUUUUCACAUUCGUCAGUAGUAGAAGUAUACAAAUAUCUAAGCUAAGCUUAUAAUGAAGCUGAUAAAAAUGUUGACAUACUGUGUUUAAGGUAGGCUUGACCAAUAACAAUAUAAAUUUUUCAGAAGGAACAACAUUGUUAACUUCAUAAGUUGGUGGUAAUUUAUAACAACAUUUAGCUGGUAAGAUGAACUGUCUAAAACUACAUUGUUACCUUUAUGACUUGGUGGUAAAUUAUAAUAAUGUUUAACUGGUAAGUUGAAUUGUCCAAAACUACAUUGUUACCUUUGUAACUUUGUGGUAAAUUAUUACAAACUUUAACUGGUAAACUGGAUUGUCCAAAACUACAUUGUUAACUGUAUAACUUGAUGAUAAAUUUUGAUAACAUUUAACAUAUAAAAUGAAUUGUCUAAUACUGCAUUGUUACCUUUAUAACUUGGCGGUAAGUUAUAACAUCAUUUAACUGAUAAAAUGAAUUGUCCAAACUGCAUUGUUACCUUUAUAACAUGGUGGUAAAUUAUAACAGCAUUUAACUGAUAAGAUGAAUUGUCUGAAACCACAUUGUUACCUUUAUAGCAUGGUGGUAAAUUAUAACAGCAUUUAACUGAUAAGAUGAAUCGUCCAAAACCACAUUGUUACCUUUAUAACAUGGUGGUAAAUUAUAACAGCAUUUAACUGGUAAGAUGAAUUGUCUGAAACUGCAUUGUUACCUUUAUAACUCGGUGGUAAAUUAUAACAGCAUUUAACUGGUAAGAUGAAUUGUCUGAAACUGCAUUGUUACCUUUAUAACUUGGUGGUAAAUUAUAGCAUUUAACUGAUAACCUCUGAAGCUGUAUUGUUAUCUGUAUAACUUGACAGUAAAUUUCAACAAUGUAUAACUGAUAUGGUGAAUUUAUUCAAAAUGUGUUACUUAAGUUAUUGUUAUUAACAAAAGUUAUUGUCAAAUUAAUCAUGACAACACAAAUUUUUGUGAUCUGAGUUUCUGUGAACUUCUCUUGUUGGCCUUCAUCAGCCUGAAAUGUUCUCUUAAAAGAAACGACUGAAGAUUAAGAAAAUUGAAGAUAAAGUCCAUAUGUUUAACACACUGCCCAAAUUCACUUCUCAAAAUUAUUCUUAAAAGGGGGGGGGGGGUAGCAUAAAUCUAGCAUUUUACUCACCGCCAACUCUGGGCUGUCUUUUCUCUAGUCUAUCACUUCAAAAUAAGGGAACGCUAGUCCAAAUAGCCCUCGAAUAGCUUUGAUGAUAUAAAAAACAAUAAACAAAUUUAUUCAAAAAUAUAUACUCUGCAUCUAGUGACAUAUUUUGCACUCUUACUUUUGCUUAAGAAGUAAAGUAUAGUGAAAAUAUAUUUAGUAACUGUAAUUUACGUAAAUAUACAUAUAUCACAAGGUUUUAAAUAAUUUAAUAACUUCUUCAUUAUAGUAUGAUUAUUUACGAUAAAAUAAAAAUAUUAACUUCAUCUUAACCAUGAUGACUGUUUAAAGCACUGGGGUUCAUUCUCUCUAGCUAACAUUUUACCGUUUUACUAGAGGUAAAUAAUAUAUCUUAAGGUAUUUUGGAUUACUUGCUUGUUAACAGAAUCAUAUCUUUGUAAGUGAAUAAAACUUCAUUGAAUGAGUAAAUAAAUAAUAAAAAAAUA
Molecule: messenger RNA, 8262 nt
Organism: Limulus polyphemus (Atlantic horseshoe crab)
Lineage: Eukaryota; Metazoa; Arthropoda; Merostomata; Xiphosura; Limulidae
Product: laminin subunit beta-1-like
Exons: 33
Coding region: 294-6371 (2025 amino acids)
Biological process (GO): cell migration; basement membrane assembly; substrate adhesion-dependent cell spreading
Cellular component (GO): laminin trimer
Source: RefSeq, a predicted model, not a curated record